UAAAACACGUAAAAAAAAGUUCGACGUCAUGCGCCAAAACCUCUGCUUUAAAGAGUAGGCGCAGAGUAAUAAUAACAUAUUCCGCCACCCGAAACCAACAGCAACAAUGACACAGUAAAGCUGAUACCACGGCCUUGGUACAGCACACAAAAGCCAUCAUGGCGAGAGGGAAAGGGCAGGGUUGUUGUUGUGCACUGGCGAUACUUGUUAGCCUUGCCAUAGUUGCAGUGGCAGUGUUUUUGGGCGUUAAGUUUGUUACGUCGGCCUUAGCCUCUGAUUCUGCCCAAGAGAACCUGGUCAACGCCACUAGUCCCCUGUCUACCGCCACACCACCGACCACACCCAGCGGUCAAGUGGACUGCAGUAGCCGUAACGCUUCCUGUGGGGAAUGUAUCGGAGACGUGAAGUGUUAUUUCUGCUACAAGGACAACUCCUGCCGUCUGUACCCGGCCUCGGCCGUUUUACCCACGGAUGAGUGUCCGCUGGCUCAGGUUCGGUGGGGAGCCACCUGUAAUGUCAGUUUUGAGGUCCUUGUGAUCGCCGUGGCCAUAGUUGGCGGAGUUCUCGUGCUGGCGCUGUGCUGCUGCUGCUGUUGUUGCUGCUGCUGUGGCGGCGGUGAUGAUGGAGGCCAUACUUGGAUGGAUUUUAAAUGGGCCCGCGACAACCGCGCUAACCAGAUGAACCCCAACAACUGGCGCUUCUGGAGCUCCCGUGGUUAUUGAUAAACUCUAGUAAUUCAAUGCAGGUGUCAAGCCGGCCAGGUUUUUAUUGCUCCUGCCAAAUGUUUGCCUCGACACUACUUGUGAUUUGUUUUCAAUGCUGUAAUAUAUUCGCAGUUUUCGCGGUCACUUCUUUACUGCUAACUUAUCAUUACCGUGGACAAAUAAUUCGCCGACUUUCUUUCUGCUCCACCUAGCUGCCACCACCGUGAAUGUAUACAAUGUAGUUCCGCGAACAUUGUCCAUUUUCUCAGACCGCGAACUUUUGCUACCGCUAACAUACAGUAUAUCCGAGACAAGGGGUUGGAGAAAGUUGAUCGUACAUUGCUUGGAGGCUAACCCCAAUCCUAAGCCUCAGUCCUCACAUUAACCAAAACUUCCAGGCACGCGCACUAUGUAUACCCCACGUACGGGGCAAAAAUCUGGCGGAGCAGAAAUUUGGCUUGACACCUGUCCACUGAGGCGGAAACAAUAGACCGAUCCUGAAUGUCCAUCGCUGAAUUAAAAGUUCCACCAAUGAGAGAACGGCAAUUAUCGGUUCAACCAAUGAGAGAGUGGCAAAUAUUUGCAUUUUUUAUGUUUUGACGGAAGUGGGCGGGGCUGCGGGAUCGGUCUAUUGGCAUGAUUCCAGGGUUGUAGGAUAGGGGGAGGACUGGAACAUGCCAGUGAACAUUGGUUUUCUGUUGUUGUUAUUCUUGCAAAUAUUUUUUUCUGUUGUUGUUAUUCUUGCAAAUAUUUUUUUCUGUUGUUGUUAUUCUUGCAAAUAUUUUUU
Molecule: messenger RNA, 1491 nt
Organism: Branchiostoma belcheri (Belcher's lancelet)
Lineage: Eukaryota; Metazoa; Chordata; Leptocardii; Amphioxiformes; Branchiostomatidae
Exons: 5
Coding region: 159-722 (187 amino acids)
Biological process (GO): protein import into nucleus
Cellular component (GO): nucleus; cytoplasm
Source: RefSeq, a predicted model, not a curated record